AGUGGGGAGCAGUAUCUUAUUAUAUAUUUAUUAUUCUCGCAUAGAGAGUGGAUUUCCGUAAUCUUUAGAGUGCUGCGUUGUGAUACGGAGUAUCUUCAGGACAUCGCGAAAGUUCAUUCAGAAUGCUCAAGAAGCUUGUUGUUUUCGCGACUUUGAUUUUCCUGAGUUAUGCUUGUCUAAUUACAAAUUGUCCUCGCGGCGGAAAAAGAGGCGACAUUGCACCUUCUUUGGGAACUGUCGCUCGAGAAUGUCCGUCGUGUGGCCCUAAUCAUUUGGGCCAAUGCUUUGGACCUCAUAUCUGCUGCGGUCCCAGUAUUGGCUGUUUCAUAGGAACAUCAGAAACAUACCGAUGCCGAAAAGAAAGUCUUUACACCAGGCCCUGUGUUGCUGGAUAUGCAAUGUGUCGUGGAAAUACUGCUAGAUGCGCUACAAAUGGGAUUUGUUGCUCGCAAGAAUCCUGCCAUAUGGACACAUCGUGCAGAAUUUCCGAUGUUGGCAACGAUCGUAAAAUCGAUGCUGAUUUGAAUGUGAUGUUUCCAGGCAAUGAAGCUUCUAGUGAAACAUUUCCAUAAUGUAAUUAACUGAUUUCAUAUUUUACGUUUAUUACAUUGAUGUUUAAAUUAAUUAUAUAACAUUGGGCUAGUAUUGAGACAUGUAAUAAAAAUGCUAAUUCAAUCAAACAAUUUUUUAAACUUUUCUCUCACAUUUCAUUUAUGAUAUGCUUAUUAUAAAAAUAUACUAAUAAUAAAAUAAAUUAAAUAAUUGAUAUAU
Ooceraea biroi (clonal raider ant) is the source of this 771-nucleotide messenger RNA. Its product is annotated as neurophysin 1. Gene Ontology annotation, cellular component: secretory granule; extracellular region. Gene Ontology annotation, molecular function: neurohypophyseal hormone activity. The record is from RefSeq and is a predicted model, not a curated record. Lineage: Eukaryota; Metazoa; Arthropoda; Insecta; Hymenoptera; Formicidae.